This is a messenger RNA of Penaeus chinensis, 11987 nucleotides long. Its product is annotated as protein bric-a-brac 2-like. The transcript is spliced from 10 exons. The record is from RefSeq and is a predicted model, not a curated record. Lineage: Eukaryota; Metazoa; Arthropoda; Malacostraca; Decapoda; Penaeidae. Bases 192 to 2345 code for a protein of 717 amino acids. Gene Ontology annotation, molecular function: DNA binding; protein binding. Gene Ontology annotation, biological process: regulation of transcription by RNA polymerase II. Gene Ontology annotation, cellular component: nucleus.
GGUGAGUGGGACAUAGUCGGAAAAUUAAGUGAUUUUGUUUGUGUUCGACAUGGCACGGUGAUGAAAUCAGUGUAAAAUGACUCCAAGCAACGGAAGGCUUCUUGUGAAUAAGAGUUGGCGGUACUUUAUUUCCAAUGUCUUGCGGAGUUUUGAGAUGUAGACACGCAUAGCCCGGGCCAGAGGCGAGUGUGAUGGACAUCGAGCAUGAGCGAGGAAUAAAAAAGAAAAAUCAGUUUGUAAUGUCAGGGACGCCGCCUGCAGCAGCAGGCGGCGGUGGCGGGGCUGCUGCCGUAGCCGCUGCCGCCGCCGACCACUUCUGCCUCCGCUGGAACAACUACCAGACCAACAUGACGGCGGUGUUCGACCAGCUACUGCAGGAGGAGGUGUUCGUUGACGUGACGUUAUCGUGCGAGGGCGGGCAGCAGCUGCGCGCCCACAAGGUGGUGCUGGCCGCGUGCUCGCCGUACUUCCAGGCGGUGCUGCAGAACAACCCCUGCAAACACCCAAUUGUUAUCCUGCCGCGCGACGUGGCCUUCGCCGACCUGCGGGCCAUCAUCGAGUUCGUGUAUCGCGGCGAGAUCGACGUGGCGCAGGAGCAAAUCAACUCCCUACUGGCGGCCGCCGACACGCUGAAGAUCAAGGGCCUGUGUGAGGUCGGCGACGACCCCACACACGUGCCCCCGGGCUUCACCGCUACUCCUUCGUCGGCGUCUCGCCAUGCCGCCAGCGCCUCCUCCUCAGGCGGGCUCAACGCCUCGUCUUCGGGGAGCAGCCACACACCCAGGGGGCGGGGGAGCUACACCCGCGGCCGCUACAACACAUCAUACCGCCCCCGCGGACGCCCGCCGCUCUACGGCAGACAUCGCUAUGAGCGACCUUCCCCCAAUGCACCGCGCUCCAACGACCAUCAUGAUCACCCGAAUUCCAGUAAAAGGAUCAAACUGGAGAGCACAGAGGAGGACGGCCACGGAAACGCAGGCGGCGGCGGCGAGGAAGGGGACGGGUCCGUGCAGCAGCGUCCGUCCCACCACCCGCACUACGUCCACAACGGUACGUCCGCCCCGCACGCCCCCAGCGCCCACGCCACCAGCUACGGGCCCCGUUGCGGUGCGCCCGCCCUUCCUGCCAGCCACGGGCCGCCCGCCGCCCACGCCCACCACGGCCCUCCUCCACAGGCAGUUCACAACCCCCAGGCUCACCCCCCAGCAGCGCACGCCCCGCCCCCCCUGCCCGAGCUGGGCCCCUCCGUCGGCCUGCCACAACCAGACGAGGGCGCCGGCACCUCCCACGGCGGCGCCGACUACGACGGCACUUACGGCGGUUACCCCAAGACGGAGGGGGACCAGGGGCAGCACCUCCCCCCAGACCACCUCUCGUCUGACCACCUCCCCUCUGACCACCUCCCCUCAGACGCCACGGACGCCAGCGGCCAGAGAAUGACGGUGACGCCGGAGCUGCUGGGUCUCAUGCCAUCCAACGCAACCUCACAUUAUUCGUCAGACACUGACAGUCUAUCGGGGACGCCGGGCGCUCGCAAGCUGUGGACGGACGAGGACAUGGACAAGGCCCUAGAUGCCCUCCGCAACGCCGCCAUGUCCCUGAGCAAGGCGGCGCACGUGUACGGCAUCCCCGCCACGACACUGUGGCAGCGCGCUCACCGCAUGGGGAUCGAGACGCCCAAGAAGGAGGGCCCAAACAAAACGUGGAGCGAGCAUGACCUCGCCGGGGCCCUCGAAGAGCUCCGCACCGGCAGGAUGUCUGCCAACAGAGCCUCCAAGGAGUUCGGGAUCCCAAACUCCACCCUGUACAAGAUCGCGCGGAAGGAGGGCAUCAAGCUCUCCUCGCCCUUUUCCGCCAUCCAGCCCUCGUGGAACCCCGACGACUUGACGAAGGCGCUGGAGGCAAUACGGGGUGGAAUGAGUGUCCAGAAGGCGGCCCAGGAGUUCGGCAUCCCCACCGGGACUCUGUACGGGCGCUGUCGGAGGGAGGGGAUCGAGCUCAGCAAGUAUCAGGGAGUGCCGUGGUCGGAGGAGGACAUGAAGGAUGCGCUGGAAGCCGUGCGGGUGGGCGAGAUGUCCAUCAACCAGGCCGCCAUUCACUUUAACUUGCCUUACUCGUCUCUGUACGGGAGGUUCAAGCGCGGCAAGUACGAGGACGGCCUGCCCCACCAGGAUUUCCUCCACCAGGAGAUGACGGUGGAGCACUACCCCGCGGACCCCCAGCAGCCCGCCCAGAACCCUCAGCAGCCCCCGCAGCCCCCUCAGCAGCAGCAGCACACGCCGCCGCCCCAGCAGCAGCAGCAGCAGCAGCAGCUCACCCCAGGACCGCCCUCGGAGCAAUAUUGACUAGAUGAAGGGAACACUGGCCGCCACAGCGCCGACGUCGCGCCGGACCAACGCCGGUCCGAGUGCCCGUCGGAGGAAGAUCAGAAAAAGUCACAGCCGACGCCUCAGUCACAGCGAGGAAUUCAGGACUUGCAGCAACAGCAACAACCGCAGCAGCCGCAAACGCAGCCUACGGAGGUACAGACACAGGUUCCCCAGCAGGACGCCCCGCCGCCCGCCCUGGGUCCUGGCUCGGACUAUGGCGAGAAUGGAGGGCCGCCCACGCCCGUGGUCUUCACGGGCGGGGAGGCUCCCCUUUACUCCGCCACAGCCGCCACGGAGCCUCACCAUCCAGCACUCUAUUCACCGCCUGCGUCACUCCCUCAAGAGCCGCUUUAUCCUCCCGCAGCUUCUUUGGCUCAGCCUCCGCCGCCUCCGCACCCGCAGGUGUACCCACAUUACUACCCGCUACCCGAGUACCCUGCUCUGCGGCCCGAGUACCGUGCCUACCAGCCGUACCCGCCGCCGCGGCCCGACGAUCCGACUCGGCCUGUGCAGUAUCCGCACUACCCGCCCUACCAUUUCUGACGCUGUGGCCACCAGUGUUCCCGCAGUCCAGCCGCCUUUUCCCACUCACGCACCUUUGGGCAGCACUGCGUAUGAGCACUCCCCUUCUACCCUCCCCUUGUGCCCCCCUAGCGCGUAGCUCCGCGUAGCUCGGGGGUACAAUAAAGAACAACAACAAGAAGAACAAGAAAAAAUCUUUUAAUGUAAACUUGAAAGAAAGAAAAAGAAAGCUAGAAACAAGAAAAUAUGUAAACAAAAAGCGAGACAACUUUUUCGUAUGUUAAAAGAACUUUUAUUCACAAAUGAAGCAACAGCAUCUCAGGUGCCCCCCUCCCCAGACUUCCCUUUAUUGUGUUUGUGUGUUGAAACGAAAAAGAAGAAAAGAAGAGGAGGAGGAGAUAACUUAUCAAGAAGCAAAACAUACGAAAACGAAGAAGAAAAGGUGUAAACAUUUUUUAGCACAGAAAGUCAUCGUUUCCAAAUAGUUUCUUUUUUUUUAGUAGGAACUAAUGUCCAGCACUUUCAAGAAAGAACGUGUACGAGUUCGAACACACGUGUGUAUGUGUGUGUGUGUUUAUGUAUGUACAUAUUUGUGUACAUGGGUAUACACACAUUUGUUAUACGCAUACAUACAUGCGUACGUACAUACAUGUUUAUAUAUAUAUGUAUGUAUGUAUGCACGUAUUUAUAUCAGGGAUUGGAAAGAAAAGAAAACGUUUAGAAACCUCGGCCCUACAAAGAGAGAACCGGUGACCAAAAUUGCCGAGAGAAAGAUGGAAAGAUUUUUUUUUUUUUUUGUGUGUGUGUCUCAAGAUUUCGAUUAGGUUUUAGGCCCGAAGUGUGACGCGAGCAUUUUGUUUUGCUCUUCAGGUUUAUAUACAUAUAUAUUUAAGGAAAAGAAAGAAAAGUUGUGUUUAUGUACGUAGGAGAACAUGGAAAAAAAAGUGGAAAAGAAGAAACGAGACGAGAUGCGUGUACAUGGUUUUAUUUUGUUUUUUUUUUACAUUUUAUUUUUAUUUUUUUUAAAGCAAAAAGAGAGAAGGAAGAGAAGAAAGAAGCCCAGAUGAAAAGGCAAAGCAAGAAACGUGUGACAAAGAAAGAAACGAACGUAAGAAAGGAAGAAAGAAGAAGAGUAAGAUAAGGAUAGCCGACAUUUGAUCAAGUGUACGCUAUUACCCCUUCCCCCCUUCCCCCUCUCCCCUCGUGUACAGUAGUGUUGUUGUGAUGUAAGAAAUUUAGCCAAGGUGAUGACAAUGAUGCGUUUCCCUCACAAAGAUAGAGUACUUUUUCCCUUUUUUUUUCCCUUUUUUUUUUUUUUAAUUGAGUCCCUUCUCCCUCCAGUCCUUUUCCAUCUCUUCUCCUCCUUUCCUGUAUUUUCAUUUUUUUUUUCUUCCUUUCGUUCUCUCGUAUAUUUUUUUCCCCUUUUUUCCCUCUCACUUUUUUCUCUCCUUUUCUAAUUUUCCUGUUUAAGUGCAUAUUUCCAUCUUAUUCUCGCUGACUACGACUCUUUGAUUAACCCUCCCCCUUCCUCUACUCCUCUGACCCCUGACCCCUAGCCCCUACCCCCACUACUUUUUUUUUUUUGUUUUGUUUUUAAUUGUUAUUAACCCCCCCCCAACCCCAGACCCCCAAAGGAUCCCUCCUUGGAAGAUAAAAGCAACUCCUCAGGGCACUUUUAAAAUCACCCCAAGCACUCGGGCCUUACUUUAAGUCAGGACGAUGCGAGUGAACUUUGUAUAACCCCCUCCCCCCCUCCCCUCCCUCUUCCCCCUCUUCCCCUUCUCCCUCUUCAGAGUAAGGAAAAAUAAUUGAACAUAGGUUUGGGAGAAAAAGAAUUAGGAUAUUUUUUUGUUUGUUUGUUUGUUUGUGCUGGUUAAUUAGGGUGUGUUGGUAUUUAAAUAGUAAGCAACGCGGUAUUAUGCAGGUGUAUGUAUAUAUUUAUAGAUUUUUUUUUUUUUUUUUUUUUUUUUUUAACCUUUUUUAUCAUUUCAUUUCGUGGGGGGUUCUCUCAAAGUAGCGAGCUAGUUCAGUAGAGAGUAGUCAAAAUGCACACUAUUUUAUUGAGAGUUAGUGGAGCGCAUGGAAUUUACCUUCUUUUUACCUUGUGUAUUUCCCCCUCUCUCUUUCCCUCCCCCCCUCCCCCUCCCUCCCAUCUUCCCUCUACUCACCUUUGUUCCCCAAUCACUUACUUUUCCUCUUCUACUCUUCCCCUUUUACCCCUGUUUUUUUUUAUUUUUAUUUUUAUUAUUCGCCCUCUCUUUUUCCCUUCUCUCCCCUUCCCCUCUCUCAACCCCACUUCCCCCCUCCCCCUCCCCCAUUCCCCUGAAAAUCCGCAGUAUUGUAACCUCGGCAUUGUAGUGUUAUCUUAGGAAUUCACAUUUUUAGAGUUACUUCGAAGAGGAAAAAGAAAGAAAGAAAAGAAAAACAAACCAAAAAGGAGAACUUCGAUGACGUCGUGUGCUUGAAGUCGCGCGUAAAACCCGCUCAGAGUCGUUGCGUUUCUUUUCUUUUUUUUUUUUUUUUUUAGCAAUUGACGUAACAUAGUGACGUCAUUCUGUUGAGGAGAAGUUUUUUUUUUAAGAGAGUGUGAAGAGAAAUCUUCAGAGGACAAGUGUGUGUGUGACGUCGAAACUCCAGGUGACGUUCGUUUCCAAAAUAAGAGAAGUUUUUUGUUGGUGGCGUCGUGACGCUUCGAGCGACGUGCCUUGCGCCCUCGUCCCUCGAAGGCCGCGACCCCGUCACCGUUUACCACAAGUGUCGUCGCUUCGGCGGCGGCGUGUUUAGCUACGGGUGAUGUCGUUACUUCGGGUGUCGUCUUCAGCAGCGGGGGACCGCGCCGCGCUGCUUGACGUCGCCAACUGCCACGAAACACGGGUUGAUGUCAGCACCGUCGCCGUCACAAGGCCGGGGUGUGACCGCCGGCCGUCACGAAGUCACGGCGAGGUGACGUUGCAGGUGUCACCGCGCGACGAAACGCUUGAGGUGACCUAUGUGUCUUGUCGCCGUGUAGCACAUCUUGUAAGGUUGUCGGAGCCCAUCUUUUCCUUCGCUUCCGUCGGGACAGUCACAACAACAAAUAUACAAAAGUACAUCAUGCAAAGAAGGAAUGUAACAAAUACAAAAAAAAACAACCAUGUUAGGCUGUCUAGUUAUCAGAAACGUAUUAAGCCAUUUAAUGGCCAUUGUUGAGGAGAAGAAUAGGUGAUUAAUCAUUAGUUCUAAUACUAAGAAACCUCUAUCUGCUGUUUUAUCGUUUCUCUUACUUUCUUUUUUUAUUUGGUUUCUAUUGUAACCGGGACAGGGCCGGGCGUGAAGGCUGCAAUGACACCACCGCUGGAUUACCCAGGUCGGGUGCCGGGCGCCGCCGCCCACGCCCUCCUGCUGGUCUCGCUCACGGGCGCUCUCUGGCCAAGGAGAGCGAGUGACACCUCUCCUCUCCUCCACCUCUGCUCCACCCACCCACCUCCACCCCUCCCCUCACCUUCAGUCCUGAACGACCUCCUCCCUUCCUUAUGUCAUACAUGAGGAUGACCUAAUCUCCCGCCCUGACCGCCGCCCGCUCAUCCUCCCUCCAGCAACGUCCUCCUCAGGUGGGCGGAGGAUGGGAGGAGUCGUGCCCCUCCCUUGCCCUUGACAGGAGCGCCCAUCGCAUGUCCACUCGCUUUGUCCCUCGCCCGGUUGUCGCUUGAGAUAGGCGGCCCUUCUCUGUCAUGGUUUAGUGGACCCGAGUUUUUAGGACAGUCCCCCAAGAGAUGUGUGUGUGCGAGAGAGAGAGUGCGAGACGAAGCUUCAAACAGAUCGAGAAGGUCCUCGAAAAGGAAGCAGGGAUAGAGAUCUUUCCAGGUGGUCUGUUCCGAGUCUCAAGAGAAGAGUAAGAGAGAUAGAAAGAGAGAUAGAGAGAGAGGAAGGAGAAUGGAGAAUGUCAAAAGCUGAAGAAGACCCGCGAUUUUAUUUCUUUUGUACACUCGAAAUACCUUCUCCACCCCACUCAUCGGCACCUGUGAGUCAGCGCUCACGUUAAAAAAGGGAAAAAAAUCCAGAGAAGCUCACAAACACAAGUUAGUAGGUUUAGGAUUUUUUUUAACAAACAUUGCUCAUUUCUUCCAAUUUUUAAUUGUAGAUUUUUGCCUCCAUGGAUAUAUGUUCCAGUUAUUUGUUAUUGUGUCCUCCCCCCUUUAGUUAUUAUUUCGUUUCUUUACUGAGGUUUUUAUAUAUUGGUCUGUAAGAAAUAUUGUACGAGUACUAACACAGGUAGGUAGAGACAAACCCCCUUUAUUUAAAAAAGAAGAUGCCUAUUAACAAAGCUGUAAUAUUGUAAGAGUUAAGAUACGUAUAAUUAAAUGAUUCAGAGGAGGGAUGAGUUACGGUUAAGUAGAAGUUAUCAUGCACGUGGGACUCUUGACCGCCGUCACGUGACCAGGACACGGCCUCGAGGGGCACUGGAGAGAACGCACGCGGCACGCCCAGGCACGCGGCCACCCGCCGGAGGAGAGUGUCAGCGGGGUCCAGCUGUCAUGGUGUGGGUUUGUUAUUUUUUUCCUUUUUUUUUUUGGUUUGUGUCACAUUGGCGUGGUUAUAGAGCGACGGGUGUCCGGUGUCCUUUUCCAUGCGUGUGCCAAGCGCCCCGUGGCACUGCUUCCGUUGGGCGGCAAGGCGGGCCGUGCCAGUGCCGCAGCUGUUUCUUCCAGUGGACCUCGGCGGGGAAGCGACCUCUGGCUCCUCUCCCCCCUUCCUCCCUCCCUCCUCCCCCUGAAGAGCGAUGGGUAGCGCGACUUGACGUGGCGCUGCGUCCUCUGUGAUGUGUGUAUGUUGUAGAAGGGGGGAGGGGCGUCACUGGAACGUCUGUGCUUUACCGCGUCUCCAGGUCACGUGACUCGGGUCGCGGCUCAGCUGCUGACCCGCGACCGUCUGCGUCAGGAAAUUUUAUGAUUUUUAUCUUUUGGUUGACUUUUUUUUCUUGUUUUCGUUAUUUUGGUGACGUGAUUUUUCUUGUAUAUAUUUAUAUAAAACGAAAUUUGUUUACAAGUUGACUUUUUAUAUUUUUUGGACAAGUCUGUGUGUGGUUGGCGGCAGGUGGGUGACGCGUCGGGGACGAUCACAACACACGUACACAGAUUGCAUGUGUGUGUGUGUGUGAGUGUGUAUGUGUGUGUGUGUGUGUGUGUGUGUGUGUGUGUGUGUGUGUGUGUGUGUGUGUGUGUGUGUGUGUGUGUGUCUGGGUGUGUGUGUGUGUGUGUGUCUGGGUGUCUGGGCGUCUGGGCAGAGAGAGGGUAAAUGAGGCCUGUCGCCCACACACUAAUCUCUGUCCAUUUUUUGCGCAUGUGUGUGUGCGUGCGUGCGUGCAAGUGGUCGCCUCUGACGCUUCCCCGUUGAUGGCUUUACAUACAGAGGAGAAGUGAUGAGAAAUGUGACAUGAAUAUCGGCAUGUUGGUCUUUUAUUUAUAGAUGAGAGAAUGAGCGAGUGCGAGUGAAUGCGAGCGAGAGUCACGAGGCAAUUGGUCCGAACGAGCGAGCGAACGAGCGAUCAGAAAAAAGAAAGAAAGAAAGAAAGAAAGGAAGAGAAGAAGGAAAGGCUUAAAGAAAGAAGUAAAAGAGAAAUACCAAGCCGUAAUGUCAGGUAAACACAACUAUGCCGGUAAGAUGGGCAGGCUCCAUGCUCCUUUCAUGGUCCCUUUUGUUCGUGUCGACCCCCCGACCCCUCUGUAUCAACACAAUUUUAUCUCUCUAUUUGUCUGUUCUUCUUAGGCAGGAGCAACUUGUUAUCAGGGAUAUACCUUUUUAGGGCCUCACUUUCCUUCAGGUUUGUAUGUGGCGACACAUAGCUUCCAACACUAGCUAGCUCGAUAGUGUGGGGCAUCCCCCUAUCACAAGCAGAUAUUAGUAUUCCGAAUAAUUCCCUUGUAACUACUUACCCAUAGGAUGUAAUUAAUCGAUGACGAUUAUUUUCACUUUUUUUUUUAUAUUUACGUGUUCAAAAAAAAAACAAAAAAAAAAACGACUCUUUUAUCCAAAUUUUUUGUUGGGCAUACAGCUAUUUUUCACUUAUUUUGUAAAGGUAUAUAUAUAUGUAUGUGUAUAUAUAUCGCCAUUGUAAGUUGUGUGGUGUGCGUGUGUGGAGGUGGCACGGGCGGGGGGCGGAGAGGGGUCCAGGAGUGAGGGAGGGGUGGGAUAGGGUUUAGGGGGGGGGGGCAUUGUGUCAAGACUCCAAUGUGUCGAGUCCUAAGUGGGUCUGCCCAGCGUGACAGACACAGACAAGACAAGACACACAAGAACCAUCCGAAGGAGGAGGAGGACCUGCUCCGGGAGGCGGUGACGGAGGGGCAGGCGACUCGGGGGGGCGGGGGGGGGGGGGGUCAAGAGGAAGAAGCGACGAUUAGGUGCCCCAGGGGAAAAGACUGUUGAGAUCUCAGGUUAUUUCUCUCUCUCUCUCUCGUCAAAGCCGGUGUUAGUUAGCACGUUGCAGCAUGCAGUUGGGCGUAUAGAACCUCCCCCACACCCCUCCCUCCCCCCCCUUUUUUCCCUCCCCCCUCCUCCCUCCCGCCGUGUUGGCUCACCCUCCUCAGACCGUCGUUGUGUCUUCAGGUAUUCUUUAUAUUUUCCAGUAGCGCCGCCAGGGUGUUGUUGGUCGGGCAGGAGGAGGCCGGCAGGGAAAAAGCCCAACAGACGUUGUCGCCGCUGUGCCCAGAAGGAACUCAGGGGUAGGGUAUUGGGUGGGGGGUAGGGGGUAGGGGGUGGGAUAAGAGUCGAAGAGAGGGUUAGGAGAAGGGGGUUGGGGAGGGCCAUGUGUGUGCAUGUGUGUGUGGUGUGACGUCUCCUCGAAUGCCCUCGUUGCGUCGCCGUUGACGUUAUCGAGCGUUGAAGACGUUGAAAAGAGUUGUGAUUUUUUUUUUUUUACUUCUCCCUCCGACGUAAUAGGUAAUGAAAGGUUCCAAGACGUGGGCGGCGGGAAAUGUUGUCAGGGUCGUUGUUCAGGGCUGAGAAACGUAGCAGUUAGCGCGAUUGUCUUGUACAUAGAGCCAGAAAAAAAAAAAAAUGCAGUAGAGAAUAAAUAAGCGUCAGUGUGUCGUACCAGAUGUAGUGUUCUUGUAGUCGUCUUCGGGGAGGGCUGUAGAGACGUGAACAUAGUGUCUUAAGAAUGGACUUGUACACCUCCAGACGUGAUAUAUAUUUUGGAUUAGCAACAGGUAAAUCGAUAACGGCGUUGGUCACAGCUCUACCUCUCGUAGUUCUUCUCCGUCUCCGUCCCUCUCCUCGUCCGUCUCCCUCCUCCUUCCGUCGCCCCCGGCCCCUCCCUCCUCCGCUCAUCCCACAGGAAGGAGGGAGGAAGGGGAAGAUUGAAAGAGGAAAGGAGAAGGAAGGCGAGAGGGAAGGGAGAGAAGGAGAAGGGACCCCCCAACCCCCCCAUCCCGCCCACAGGCCCGUCGCCGCCUCCACACACCAUUCUCUAUAUAUUGAUAAUGAUAGUAAUACCACGGACCAGUGCGAUUUUAUAUGUUUCAUCAAACUCCUUUAGCGUUAUGCAAAUGAUGUGGCUCCUAUGCAAAGGACUCGAACCCUCUCUUUUUUUUUCAUCUUUCAUUUGCAAUGUGUCGUCUGGUGGCAGAUGUGUCGAGCGUCCCCCUCCUCGAGAGCCACCUGACCCCCCAGGUGUUGCGGACCUCUUAUAUGCACCCACAGUUCUCGUACAAGAUGUGUAGCGAGCGUGUAUGCGUGCGCGUGUGUCUGGGUUUUUUUGAGAGUUCACAAAAGUAUGAUAGUGAUCAUAAAAAAAAAGAGAGAAAACUUGGAUGUUUCGGACGUGUGUUGCUGGAGUUUAUAAAACUUGUCAUACAACAGAUGCAGGAAUUCUUCUAGGUUUAGGCUCGGUUUCAUACUGAAGGCUACAUUUUGUAUUUAUUUCAUCGGCACAAGGGAUAUUUUUUUUUUCAGUUCAUUCUCACACCUAUUUAUUAGUAUGGUGGUUAUUUCUCACUCGGAAAAAAACUUUUAAAACUUCUGGAAAUGAUUUAACAUGUUUCGUUUUCCCUCUCUCUAGGAAUACUGACAUUUUAACCCUAUUUAUCAGAAGAUAGCUCAUUGUAUUAUUACUAGGAGUAUUGUUUCGUAUAAUGCAGACAUCUUUUUUACAUUUGUAUCAGUUGUGUAUUGUUUUAGAGGUAUUUGCAAAAAAAAAAAAAAUACGAAUUUAAUGAAUGCCUUUGUAAUUUUUGUUACUAGAAUUGUUUUUUUUCUGAAAGGAUGUGUAUUUUUCCUUUCAUUUUCUUGGGCUGAAUUGUUUCAGUUGCCACUUUAAUCACAGUUGUAAUUUUGUGCUCAAGAAUUAUGUCUCUAAUAUCUUUGUUAUAUCUGUUUUUGAUGUGGGCUUAUGUUGUUUUUUUAAUUUUAUGUGGGUAACAAGUUGAGUAUUUUGUUUUAAUCAGUCCUUAUGUUUACGAUUCAUUUCCCAUUUGUCCAUAGCCGAAUAAAGAUGUUUCUUGCUUAAAUCUGAAAUAUUCCUGGUAAGCCGUCUACCUCCAGAAUGCUAUCUAGUGCGCUAGAGUGUCACAACUAACCCCUCUCCCUCCCACCACCACCCACCCACCCACCCGCCCUCUCCUUCCACCCACGGGCGCCAAGAUGCCUCGCGGUGGGCGGACGACGACAGAAGUGGGUGGGCAUCCCCUCGCCACUGUUUGGGAGCCACAUUCAAAACAGACCCUUAGGGAUUGGUGUCUUAAAGACUGAUUUGUCAUAGCAUAUUUUUUGAUUUUAUAUUUUUUGGCUAUAAAGUUCGCUGGUCUAAUAUUGUAUUUUUUAUAUAGACGUUUUUAGCAAUGAGGUACUAGAGUAUGGUACAUUAAUUUUACGUUUUUGUAUAGAUUAAAUGGUGUAAAUCACACAAUAAAUAUACCUCAUUGUUUUUAAUAUUUGAUUAACUCUAUACUGGUAUUAAAUUGACCUCAAAGACUUGCAGCCCCCCGUGUAUUGUAAUGCAUUUCACUUCAUACCUUUGGUGUUUUCCUCAUGUCUGUAUAUAGAAAAUAAUAUUAAUAUAUACAGUAUAACGAUGUAACAGUUUUCUCUACAGAAUUUCUAAUAAAUGUCUCACAAAGCUGA